Messenger RNA from Cuscuta europaea, 1301 nucleotides. NCBI's taxonomy places the organism in Eukaryota, Viridiplantae, Streptophyta, Magnoliopsida, Solanales, Convolvulaceae. The record is from the annotation of a GenBank genome assembly.
CCAGCGGGGUAAGAAUUAGGCCGUCAUUUGGCGAUUUCUUCUUCUUCUACAAUCUCAUGGAGGAAUUAGAAGGCGCAAACCCCGCUAGGAAACACCCAUCACUUCCCGCAAACUAUGUUACGUUGGCGAUGCUCAAAGAGAGAUGGCUCCAGAGGAAGAAAGAGGAGGAGGAACAACUGAAGCAGCAGCAACGGAAUCUGAAACCGGAACCAAACGAAGAAAGCUCAAACGGGUCAAAACACGGUUCUAAACCCGCAAUCCGGAAUCAAAAUCGUCUCCGUGUUGGUCGCGACCAACCCCAUAAGGACCUGCACGGCUCCAUGAAGGAGUACGAGGAGCAUAAAAGCAGCGAUUCAGUGCUGAUUCCAGAAAAUCGGGGUAUUAGUGAAACCAAGACGAAAAUGGGUUACCGGGAAAGAAGAAAACCUAGGUCCCCUGGGAAUGUGGAAUGUCCGGCAAAUGUAGCAGCUCAAAUUGUCUCGAACGAGGAGAAUGGUGGGAAAGACGAAGGUAGUGAGCUUCAGUUGGCUGAAAAUGCGGUUGAAAGGGGUAUUCAAGAGGCUUCUGGAAGAGCACGUAGUGGAAGGAGGAAUGAGAGAGGAAGGUUUAAGCAAAACCGUGAACGGCAGAAAAAAUUGAAGGCUCUACGGAAGGCAGAAGAAGAAUUGGGAGAGAUGGAAAAGAAAGACGACAUAAGGUUUCUUGGAUUGGCCAAACAAGAAGGAAAGGACAAUGGUGAGAAGUGGAAACAAAGUGGAACAGGAAGUUUUGCGAAGAAAAUUGAUAAGAGUUUUCAGGAUUUGUUGUUGGAUGAUAGAAAACAUGCCAAUGUUAAAACCAGGGUAACCCAUCUUGGUGAGAAGAAGGCAGAGGGGAGGGAUAGAAAUGGUGGUGGCCAGCGGCAGAGAUAUUUUAAUGACAGAAAAGUGCCUUCCAGAAGGAUAGGAAAUCAAUUAAUGUGGGUUAAGAAGGGAGAAACUCUGGGUGCCGAUGUUGCUAGUAGUGAGUGAAUUCAUUCCUCAGGUUCAUCCAUGGAGGGAGGACAUAUUCAUACACCUCAUUAGGAAGUCAGCUCACCAAAAUAUGCGAUGUAAAUUAUAUACGUCGUGGAGUACACCUUGUGCACAGAAAAACAUUGCUCUCAUUUAUCUAAGCAAUUGCAUCAGUCGUGUAAAUACAGAAAGGGAAAGAACUGUUAUCAUUUAGUCCGGAAAUGAAUGGUUGCACUCUAGUAUUAUAAUUAUGAUGACAAGCCUCUUAUUUGGUUCAAAUUGGUGAAAUUUUGAUUGCUUUGAUUUGGC